GAAGCAAUAGCAAAAAUGGAACAAGCAGCAGAUGAAUUUACUAAUAAAAAUUCUUUCAAAAAAGUUGGUAUUCAAAAAAUUCCAAGAGAUAUAUUAUUAUUGAAACCAUCACACUCUUUAACACGUUUACAAGGUCAAAAAUUUAGCCUUGGUGACCGUGUUAUAUUUAAAAAUUUAAGAUACUCUAAUGAUGCACCAAAUGGCGCCAUAUGA
Messenger RNA from Dentiscutata erythropus, 213 nucleotides. Lineage: Eukaryota; Fungi; Glomeromycota; Glomeromycetes; Diversisporales; Gigasporaceae. The record is from the annotation of a GenBank genome assembly.